UCGACCGUCCAUUGUGCGGGCCUCACAACGGGACCCGCCGAUGGUUGAAAUGGUAUCGGUUCACCUGAUCAGUAGACCAUGUUGCCCACCAACGAGCGUUUCGAACAGCGCAAGCGAUUGCGUUGGACUCUCCUUUUAAGAUGUGGGUGAGGCGGUAUGUUUCGAUUCUUUUCACUUGGGAAAUGGGGAACUGGCUGACUGACCAACAGAGCGUUCUCCUUCUUUCCAUAGCCGUCGACGUUAAGAAAGUUCAUUCCCACCCUUUUGACCGUCUCCUCUCUUUCUCGAUCGAACCAAAUUAUAAAUCCAAAUUCUAAUUCUUCGCACCCUUUCGCACGUAAAUCCAUUCCCUUCUCUCUCUCUCUCUCUCUCUGUCUCACUCUCUCUCUAUCCGCUUGCUCCUUCUCGAAACGUCAACUUUUGCCUAUGUGUCUUUGAACAGAGUCCUUGAUUUUGUGUACAGGACCGAAUACCCAGGUUCCUUGUUCUUCUUCAUUGUCCCCUUCAAGCCUGAAUUCGAACUGGGUUCCCCAAGAAAUUGAGAACCGGAAAUAUCCCUGGUUAUUGUUUAUCUUCUUGAUACGUUUCUGAGAGUAUUUGCUCGGGGAAAGUUGACUUUUUUUAUUCCUUGGGAGAACACACGGCUUGGGACGUCGAGAGUUCUUAUAUGGGGUUGCCACCCUGCCCGGCGUGAUGGCGAUACUCGCAUGUUCAAGAUGGUUCUGUGAUGCUCGUCUUUUUCUCUGCUAAACUCCUACAUUAUGACUCUUUCUCCGUCUUCUUUUUUGCCUUAAAUAAAAAUCAUCAUGAUGAACAAGUCACAAUUGUUUAUUGUAUGGCACGUCUGCUUGCUGGGCAUUUGUGCAAUCUCUCUCUCUCUCUCUCUUCUUUCUUCUUCUUCUUCUGGUUUUUGUGGGUGAAUUUGUGUUUCGACUAUAUGCAGUUGGGAGUGUUAGGAUUUUCGCCGUGAAAAGUAAGAUGGAAUUUUUUUGAAAAAUGCUUUUUUUUUGUUGGAGGGGGUGGUGCUUGGGAUGUGAGAUUGGCGAUUUCUUUUCUCUUGCUCAUUAAUAUCAUUCAUCACCUUGCUCAUAUGCCUUUUUCGCCCUCGUAUGUAAACGUUAUCCAAUCCACAUGAGAUCUUUCAGUUUCUCCAAUUCAUUGAUGGUUGCAAUUUCCGGUUCAUGAUUGUGCUAUUCCGACGGAACGCGAAUUCAUUUUUCGAAGGUCAUUGCCUGCUCGACAUCGUCACUGUUCCAUUGGUGAGAAAGUGCAGUUCCGGUUGUGACAUUGAUGAAUCAAGAGAGGAUCAAGAAGAAGUCAUUCUCUAAGAAAGUUAUGGGGAUGAAGAAUUGGAUCGGAACGAAGUUGAAGAUGAAUUUAGGCGACUGCCCUGAUCAACAGCAGGGUUCGGUACUUGAGAGUUCUUGUCUCGGGGGCAUCGGGCGAAUGCCACUGGAUCGAAAUGUUCAGACCUUCAGGGUUUAUGUUGCAACAUGGAACGUUGGAGGCAAAUCUCCUCGUGGAAGCCUCAAUUUAGAUGAAAUUCUUCAAGUCCAUGAUCCAUCAGACAUAUAUGUUUUGGGUUUUCAGGAAAUCGUCCCAUUGAAUGCCGGGAAUGUGCUUGUGAUUGAAGACACUGAACCUGCAGUGAAGUGGCUCACAUUAAUAAACCAGUCACUCAACAAACCGCAUAAUGCUGCUUAUAGAGGACUGAAAGCUAGCCCCGCUAUUACCAGUUCACUUUUCUUCCCGAAGCCUUCCCUUAAGAAGAUCAGUAAAGUUUUUAGGACGGAGAGUAGAAGGCGGCUUAAGGCUUGCAAUUGUCCAUCUGAUUUAGAGAGGAAAAACAGUAAAGAUCUCUGCUUUCGGUGUCAACAGCCAAAUAUAAACGAAGACGACAUCUCUUCAGAGGAGGAAGAUGAUGGAUCAAACGGUUUUGAGAUAACGGAGAUUGCAGCUGCUUCUGUCGGUAAUCAGAUGAAGUACGGUCUCAUAGCGAUUAAGCAGAUGGUUGGAAUUUUUGUCACGGUAUGGAUCAGGAGAGAGCUCGUGCAGCAUGUAAGCCAUUUAAGAAUCUCGUGCAUUAGCCGUGGGAUCAUGGGAUGUCUCGGUAAUAAGGGUUGCAUUUCAGUUAGUAUGUCAUUCCAUCAGACGAGCUUUUGCUUUAUAUGCAGUCACCUGGCAUCUGGGGAAAAGGAAGGCGAUGAGCUCAGGAGAAAUUCGGACGUGAUAGAAAUUCUCAAGAACACUCAGUUCCCAAAGAGAUGCAGAAUCCCUAACAGCAGGAUACCGACGAAAAUAUUAGAACAUGACCGGGUCAUUUGGUUGGGCGACUUGAAUUACCGAAUUUCUUUGAGCUAUCCCCAGACUAUAGGGCUCAUGGACCGAAACGCAUGGGAUGCACUGUUCGACAAAGAUCAGUUGAAGAUUGAAAGGGAGGCAGGCCGAGUGUUCAAGGGAUGGAAGGAGGGAAAGAUCUCCUUUGCGCCUACUUACAAGUUCUCAUACAACUCAGACGCCUAUGCAGGAGAGAAUGUGAAAUCGAAGGACAAAAGGAGAACUCCGGCAUGGUGCGACCGAAUACUAUGGCACGGAAAUGGGAUACGACAAAUUUCUUACUUUCGAAGAGAGUCCCAGUUUUCGGAUCACCGCCCGGUUUGCUCGGCAUUUUUGGUGGAUGUCGUAGUUACUGAGACUGGAACAAGGAGAGUGCCAUUCGGCCCUAACAUGAAGGUUGGAGCUGAAGAACUUCUACCUCCUAUCAGUAGAUAGGUGUCGACACUAAAACGAAUUCGGAAUUGAUCGCAUCCCUCUUCAAAGUUGAAGAUAAAAGUUUUGCCAAUUUCUCAAACUGAGUAGGAGCAAAUGCACUCACAAUGGUAUAUUUUCUUGUUUGGCAAGCAAACCCUUCGCAGCUUCUUUGCAACUGUACGUACGGAAUCAGUCAUAUGAUAGCAAUGGAAAUUUUCAUUUGCAAAUGAAAUGGUGCUCAAAAUGGUAGUGCUCUGCUCAUGCUGCUAGAUGAUGCCUUAUUCUUCAAUGGAGGGUGUAAAUCUCGUUCCUUUAAAUAUAAAGGCAAUGAAGGGAAAGGAUGAAGGGGAUUUUGUCAGAUUAUUUUUUUAAGCUUUUUCUCUUCUUCUGGCGCGGUUUGA
Molecule: messenger RNA, 3152 nt
Organism: Syzygium oleosum
Lineage: Eukaryota; Viridiplantae; Streptophyta; Magnoliopsida; Myrtales; Myrtaceae
Product: type I inositol polyphosphate 5-phosphatase 10
Exons: 10
Coding region: 1291-2772 (493 amino acids)
Biological process (GO): phosphatidylinositol dephosphorylation
Molecular function (GO): inositol-polyphosphate 5-phosphatase activity; phosphatidylinositol-3,4,5-trisphosphate 5-phosphatase activity; phosphatidylinositol-4,5-bisphosphate 5-phosphatase activity
Source: RefSeq, a predicted model, not a curated record